Phymastichus coffea is the source of this 1655-nucleotide messenger RNA. RefSeq names its product zinc finger CCCH domain-containing protein 15 homolog. Lineage: Eukaryota; Metazoa; Arthropoda; Insecta; Hymenoptera; Eulophidae. Gene Ontology annotation, cellular component: cytosol. Gene Ontology annotation, biological process: cytoplasmic translation. The transcript is spliced from 7 exons. The coding region runs from base 157 to 1389 and encodes 410 amino acids. The record is from RefSeq and is a predicted model, not a curated record. Gene Ontology annotation, molecular function: mRNA binding; metal ion binding.
GCUCACAGACUGCUCGCAGACUGCUCAUCGCUGCAGAACUGGUUGUAGAUAGUCUAACUUCCUAGUCAAAACGAAUUUGUAAAUUUUCUUUACAAAUCACAAUUAUAAUUUUGUAUAUGCUGUUUGGGCUAUCACCAAGCCUAAACAGCUGUCAUAAUGCCACCUAAAAAACCUGCGGCAGCUCCAAGCAAGAAAACUGAACAGAAAAAAAAGGAAAAAGUUAUAGAGGACAAAACCUUUGGUCUUAAAAAUAAAAAGGGAGCUAAACAACAAAAAUUCAUUCAACAAGUAGAAAAGCAAGUCAAGUCUGGAGGUGUUCAUCCUCGCAAAUUAGAUGAUCCCAAUGCCAAAAAGCUUGAAAAAGAAAAGAAAUUAAAAGAGCAGCAGGAAAUGGCUCUAAUAUUCAAACCUGUACAGACACAAAAAGUCGAAAAAGGAACUGAUCCAAAAUCUGUUGUUUGCGCUUUCUUCAAACAGGGACAAUGUAUCAAAGGAGACAAGUGCAAAUUUUCUCAUGACCUAAGUGUAGAGAGAAAGGCAGAGAAAAGAUCACUCUACUGUGAUAUGGAUAAGGAUGAAGAUAAAGAAACGGAUACAAUGGAUAAUUGGGAUGAAGAUAAGUUAAAGCAAGUUGUUGAAAAGAAACAUGGUUCAGGAGGAAACAGACCAACUACUGAUAUUAUUUGUAAAUAUUUUUUGGAAGCGGUUGAAAAGUCCAAGUAUGGAUGGUUUUGGGAGUGUCCGUCAGGACAAAAAUGCAUCUAUAGGCAUGCGUUACCACCAGGAUUUGUUUUGAAAAAAGAUAUUAAAAAAGAAGAUAAAAAAGAUGAAAUAUCUUUAGAAGAUCUAAUUGAAAAAGAGAGAGCUAAUCUAGGUCCCACCCAAACCAGGAUUACAUUGGAAACAUUUUUGGCUUGGAAAAAGAGGAAACUAAAGGAAAAACAAGAGCAAGCUCUCAAAGAUGAAGAAAAAAAAAGAAGCGACUAUAAAGCUGGUCGACAAGUUGGUAUUUCUGGAAGAGAAAUGUUUUACUUCAAUCCUGAACUUGCAGCUGGAGAUGGUCUUGGUGAUGACGGAGACGAAGCAGUCGCGACUUAUGAUCGCGAGGAAGAUGGAGAAGAAAGUAUACAGUACCGAGAAUUAGAUAUAGAUAAUAUUAUGCUUGAAGCUAGCCAAGUAGACACUACUGGGAUAUGUACUGUUGCAUUGAACCGUGAUAAAUCAAACAAUGCAGCAUCUUCAGACCCUCACGAAAAUGUUAACAAAAACAGUUCUGCCCCUUCAGUUGAUGACCAAGCAAUGGCUUUAACAAUUAAUGAAAACCUCUUCACAGAAGAAGAUUUGGAAGGCAUAGAAGAUGAAUUAGGGGACCUGGAUUUAGAGGAGUGAUCCAGGCAUCCCUUACAAGUAUUCUCCUCUAAUUUUCAACUGACCAACUUUCAUUAAUGAUUGGUCUCUUGUUAACAUAUUACUUCCAUGUAUAAAUACAGUGUGCAAUGUUUUUUACUAGCUUUCCCCACAUAACUGCACACAAUAUGCAUAAAUAAAUGUUCAGAAGUAAUAAAUAUAAAUAUUAAUUUUAUACAUUUAUUUGACAUUUUGUCUUAACUGAUCUUUCAACGAACUUUUGUAAUGAAUCAGUGAAACUAUUUAGA